AUGCCUGCUCAGGAAGCAGGCACAGAGGAUGUGAAGGAGUGCCGCUUUGCCCGGCUGUAUGCUGGGAGCAGUCCAGGGACGGCUCCAGAAAAGGCGGAGGGGCUUCAGGCGGAGCCCCCGACACCUCUCCCCGGCGAUCCUCGCCCUCGCCCCAGCCCGGCCCAGGCGCACUGCGAGCGCGAGGAGCAGACCAAGCCGAGGUUUCUUCCUUCACCCCCGUACUCCUAUGUGGCGCUCAUCGCCAUGGCGAUCCGCGAGAGCGCCGAGAAGAGGCUCACGCUGUCCGGCAUCUACCAGUACAUCAUCGCCAAGUUUCCGUUCUACGAGAAGAACAAGAAGGGCUGGCAGAAUAGCAUCCGCCACAACCUCAGCCUCAACGAGUGCUUUAUCAAGGUGCCGCGCGAGGGCGGCGGCGAGCGCAAGGGCAACUACUGGACGCUGGACCCGGCCUGCGAGGACAUGUUCGAGAAGGGCUCCUGGGGCGCGAGGGACCGCGACUCCCCGCCGACCCUCGCCAGACUUCGUCACCGGAGUGGAGUCGUGCGCGACUCUUGCUUGGCCGCGGGGCUCGCUCGGCUGGCCAACAGGAUCCGAACUCGCGCCGCGUCAGUCACAGCUGCGCCUCUGCGCCUUCUCGCCGAGACUCCUGCAGCUCUCGGCCUCCGAUUCUCUGCGUAA
Molecule: messenger RNA, 678 nt
Organism: Myotis brandtii (Brandt's bat)
Lineage: Eukaryota; Metazoa; Chordata; Mammalia; Chiroptera; Vespertilionidae
Gene: FOXL2
Product: forkhead box L2
Exons: 4
Coding region: 1-678 (225 amino acids)
Biological process (GO): anatomical structure morphogenesis; regulation of transcription by RNA polymerase II; cell differentiation
Molecular function (GO): RNA polymerase II cis-regulatory region sequence-specific DNA binding; DNA-binding transcription factor activity, RNA polymerase II-specific
Source: RefSeq, a predicted model, not a curated record